CCCGUCAGCUUCAAUCCGCCGUUUCUGGUUUUAUAACUUCUCUUUUCUUCUUCUUUAUCUCAUCUUUCCCCCCUUUUUUUACCUCUUCAACGAUGCGCGCAAUGCGGGGCGAACUCUGUGUCGGAUUUGCCACUGUGCUUUCCUUUGCUUCUCUCCUCUGCCUCAUCUUCAUGCAUGUUGGACAAAUAAGCACGUCCAGCGUACCGCGUCACAUCUACAUGGCAAAGGUCAACGUCUCAUUAUACGGUGCUGGCCUCGAAGCCAGACUAGGCGACCCCAUCGGAGGUCUCUACACCUCCAACGCCUCCGCACCCCUCCAAGCCUCCGCCGGCCUCCGACAGUUCUACGAAUUCGGCCUCUACUCCUACUGCGGCUACGUCGACGCCGUCAACGGAACAUGUACGAACAGCACCACCGCAAGACGCUACGAGCCCUUCGACGCCCUCACGGCGGACAUGAUCGCGAACUAUACGCAGAUCACGGAGGCCAUCAUCAAGGGGACGAGUUUCCAGGACGAUAACUACCAGGCUAGUACAUCCAAGGCUGCCUAUUACCUAUUAUUAUUGGGAACGAUAUGUGCGGGGCUGGCAUUCUUGACUGGCGUAAUAAAACACACCGUCGCCUUCCUCUUCUCCGCCUUCAUCUCCAUCGUCGGCUCCAUCCUCCUCCUCGCCGGCUCCGCCCUCUGGACCGUCAUGCUCAAGAAAUCGCAGGACAUAAAUAACAUCGACGUCGGCGACACCGAUAGCGUACCGUUUGGUAUUACGGUCGAUGUGGGGCAGGGGAUAUUCUUGAUGUGGGCGGGUUUGGCGUGUUUGGUGGUGUCGAUUAUUCCGUAUAUGAUUAGCUGUUGUACCUACCGGGGAUAGAGAUCCCUCACCUCACUUCGGGCUACGGACAUACAUACCUCAAACUAGUCAUCCCGGCCCUAUCCUCCGAGCACACACCCCCUCCUCCCUCCCCGCCCUUCCUCCCCACCUCCUCAGCUCUCCAUCUAUACAAGGCUACCCACCCUUAAUGCGUGUGAUACACGCCCCUCGCGACACCUCAAACAUAAAUCCGAAAUCGGAGUCUACGCUCCACUGUACCAUUUCCAGCCCCGACAGACGAUCGCCCUUUUUCUGUGCUAUAUAUUGUAUUUUUGUUUGCUUCUUCCUUCUUUGUUUCUUCGUCCUUUUUUCCUUUCUCUAUUUUCGUUUUUGUUCUACCUUUUUCCUCUUUCAUGUAAACAGAUCCGAGAUCUGUCUCUUCCUCAUUGCUCUUUGUUCCUUGUCACUUCUUAUUCCGUUCGAUUUAACACUCCACCCUUACACUCGAGACCUACACCUCCCCUCGCCCCUCACCCCUCGCGCUUUUUUACCUUUUAUUUAACGACCCCC
Stereum hirsutum FP-91666 SS1 is the source of this 1379-nucleotide messenger RNA. RefSeq lists its product as uncharacterized. NCBI's taxonomy places the organism in Eukaryota, Fungi, Basidiomycota, Agaricomycetes, Russulales, Stereaceae. Gene Ontology annotation, cellular component: cell cortex of cell tip; plasma membrane. The record is from RefSeq and is a predicted model, not a curated record. Gene Ontology annotation, biological process: fungal-type cell wall organization. The transcript is spliced from 7 exons. Bases 102 to 869 code for a protein of 255 amino acids.